AUGCAGAUUUCAGGGCAGCCCACCAGCAAAUUUCAGGGCAGCCUGUGGUUUCAGGGCGACCUGGGGCAACCUGUGAAAUCUCGGGGAAGGCACCGUGCAAGUUUCAGGGCCACCAGCAAGUUUCAGGGCACCAGCAGGUUUCAGGGUGGCCCACCAGCAAGUUUCAGGGCAGCCCACCAGCAGGUUUCAGGGCGGCUCAUCAGCGAGUUUCAGGGCGGCCCACCAGCGAGUUUCAGAGCGGCCCACCAGCAGGUCUCAGGGCGACCCACCAGCGAGUUUCAGGGCGGCCCACCAGCAGGUCUCAGGGCGGACCACCAGCGAAUUUCAGGGCGGCCCACCAGCAAGUUUCAGAGUGGGCCACCAGCAGCCCACAACCCAGACCAACGCAGCCCCACAACCCAGACCAACAGCCACAACCCAGACCAGCAGCCCCUGGCAGACCAGCAGUCCACUGGCCCAGGGCCAACAGCCCACAACUCCAGACCAACAGCCCACAGCCCAGACCAACAGCCCACAACCCAGACCAACAGCCCCACAACCCAGGCCAACAGCCCACAGCCAGACCAGCAGCCACAACCCCAGACCAACAGCCACAACCCCAGACCAGCAGCCCCAGCCCAGACCAACAGCCCACAACCCAGACCAACAGCCCCUGGCAACUAG
Molecule: messenger RNA, 663 nt
Organism: Homarus americanus (American lobster)
Lineage: Eukaryota; Metazoa; Arthropoda; Malacostraca; Decapoda; Nephropidae
Product: proline-rich protein HaeIII subfamily 1-like
Exons: 2
Coding region: 1-663 (220 amino acids)
Source: RefSeq, a predicted model, not a curated record